AUACCACAUGACUCAUUUGGGGUCAUUCGAAGGGAACACAAACCUGGCGGCAGUAAUUUUGCUGUUACUGAAGACAGUAUAAAAGAAUGUGUGAGACCAUGUUACCUAUUUUAUGCAGUUUGUAGCUUUGCAGAAGGGCAUCACAGAAGUCGUACCACAUCAUCUACUGAAGCCGUUUGACGAAAGGGAAUUAAAAGUGAUAGUUGAUGUAUUAGGCACGAUUGCUAUUGAUGAUUGGAAAGGCAAUGCAAGGUUAGAGGUAGGAACUCUGAAGUGUUUGUUUAAAGAACAGUUAAUGAAAAUAAAAUCUGUAAUCUAUGUCACUGGUUCUAAAGGAGCAUCAAAUACUUGCAUCAUAUAUAGAAAUUAAAGCCAAUAACCAAAUAAGCAAGCUGAUGUAUAUGUAUCCUUCCU
Messenger RNA from Penaeus vannamei (Pacific white shrimp), 414 nucleotides. Lineage: Eukaryota; Metazoa; Arthropoda; Malacostraca; Decapoda; Penaeidae. The record is from RefSeq and is a predicted model, not a curated record.